Molecule: messenger RNA, 1470 nt
Organism: Drosophila ananassae
Lineage: Eukaryota; Metazoa; Arthropoda; Insecta; Diptera; Drosophilidae
Product: cell division protein ZipA
Exons: 1
Coding region: 161-1297 (378 amino acids)
Biological process (GO): interstrand cross-link repair; protein ubiquitination
Cellular component (GO): nucleus
Molecular function (GO): ubiquitin protein ligase activity
Source: RefSeq, a predicted model, not a curated record
CGUAAAGCUGUCAAAUAGCUACCCAACACUGGCAGUGACUCACUUGGAAAAUUUAGCUUUCCAAACGUGGUUCUCAUAAAUCCCAGGAAAUCCAAAGGCAUCGGGGAAACCUGAAACUAAAACGCAAAAAAAAAUAUCCUGGCGCAUAACCAGACAAACAAUGGAUAAGAAUUCAGACUUCGUUAUUAAGCAGGAGCCGGAAUCCGCUGAUUAUAAUAUGGCGAACGAUGAUGUCAUUUUCAUCAGCGAGAACGUGCAGCAACAGCCAACUGCCUCGUGGGUGAAGGAGGAACCGAUAACCGAGAUGGACCCAGCCCAGUUUGUGGUUCCUGGCGGACUUGGGUCUGAGAUGGCCAUCAAGAUUGCGUUCUACCAGAGGGAGCUGGAGAAGAAGGACUUUGCACUGAACAUGGUGCACUACGAGAAGGGCCAGCUGGUCAGCGAACGGGACGAGCUAUUGAAACAACUUCAGCGGGAGAUAUCAAAAUCCGAGGCACUAAACAUUGACGUCGAGAACAACCAGAAAUCAUAUGCCGCUGUCAUUAAGAGGAUGGAGGAUGAAAACGACAAUAAUAUCCAGGAGCUAAUCAAUCAGAGGGACAUGUUUCAUAUGAAGAUGCAUGAUCUGGAAGAAGCGCUGGAAAAAAAGGAUCAGGAGCUGGAGAAGAUAUCUGAGGAGCAAACGUGCUCCAUUUGUCUGUCGCCCUGGGAAGCCCAGGGGGCUCAUCGUUUAGUGUCGCUGGCCUGUGGCCAUCUCUUUGGGGAUAGCUGCAUCCGCAGCCACCUGGGUCACAACCCCUUCUGUCCAUAUUGCAAGCAGCCAGUUCAGUUAUCGAAUUUGCGUUACAUCUUUGGAUGCCGCAUCCAGCCGCGUCAGGAUCCUCCGGCACCGGCCUCACAGUCUACUACAUAUCAACUGGUGAUGCAGCCUAGUCCUAGUCUACCGCCUCCUGUGCUUUAUCCACUCCCACACUACGGAGUGUCUGUGGGACCUCCGGCUUCGGCUCCGGCUCGUCCGGUCGCAGUUGCUCCGGUCUUAGCUCGACCGACUCCGGCUUCUCCGGCAGCACCUCGUCCGACUUUGGCUCCUCCGGCUGCACCUCGUCCGACUCCGGCUCCUCCGGCAGUAUCUCAUCCGGCUGCACCUCGUCCGUCUUUAACUCGUAUGUUCUUGCCUCUUCCGGCUCAGCAAUCUGUACAGGAACAGCACACUCGGCCCACCCCACGUGAGACGGCCGCUCGUACUCAACCGAUGCAAGUGGCCCCAGGAGUGUUCAAUCAGCCGAGGCAGAAUUAGACCGACAGAGUCUAGUUAAUAUUAGUAACUAUUUCAUGAGAAUUAUGAACAAAAUCUUUUUCUUUUUAAAAACCAUGUAAUACCCAUGUUUAGCCAUAAAAACUACUAAGGCAAUUUUUAUUUUCAAAGUAUAUUUUAAACAAUAUUUUAUUCAUUAAAUAAAAAGAGAUACA